GGUCUUGAAAAUUAUUUUAUCUUUCAUUCGACGUGUAGUGCCCACACAGUAACUGUGUUUGAUAAAAAUGCGAAAAUUAUGCCGUAUUUGUGAUUUACUGGAGAAGGAUUCAUAUGGAGAAAUGUGUGACAUUUUCUCCGAGACGGACGAAAUAUCGCUAUCAAUAAUAAUGCAAGAAUUCGCUGAUGUUAAGAUAUCGAAUGAUGAUGGGCGAUCACAUUAUGUUUGUAUAGAUUGUAUGCAGCAAAUCAAAACAGGCCAUCGAAUAUGGAAAAAGAUCCGCGACAUUGAGCUGCGACCAUAUCCAUGUCAUGAUGCUUCCAGCGAGCAUGGCAAAGAGUCAGUUGAUCAAGCUUUUGCUAUAGAUUCUGAUAUCAAACUUGAGCAGAUAAUAGUGGAUGAAAAUGGUUGUGAAAACAAGGACGGUUAUUUAUACGAAUUCCUAGAGGACGAAUUUAUGGAUGAUAAUGUCGAUUCUGAAAUUUUGAAAGUUUCGAAUAUUCUAGAGCAUGACCUGGAAGAUGCUACAGAUAAUUUUUCUGUCGAGACUAGUGAAACGUCGUCCUUGCAACGAACUGUAAGAGACACUCAUUUUGAAAUGCCAAAAGCAGAAGUCAUUGUACAAGUCAUUGAUCUGCUAGAUCAUUCAGUCGUUGAAGUUAAAGGGGAUCGUUGCUGUGGAUGUAGUUUUGUUGGAGUGAACAGGCAAGAACUUUUAGAGCACUCCACCAGCGCACAUUCUAUCGAAAUCGAGGAAACUGAAAAUUAUUGUCCCAUAUGCUUUUACAAAUUUCCAACCGAAAGCAGACUGAGGAGGCAUGUUGAUGAAUGUAAAUCAAAACGUAUUUAUGUUUGUAAGAACUGUGAAAAAUAUUUCAAUAGACAGCGUCAGAUUGAAGCCCAUUUAGAGAAGUGCAAAAACACGGACCUUAGCUGCAAAACAACGAAUAACUUUGUAGUACUAAACGAUGGCGAAUAUGAUUCAGACAUUGCUGUACUUCUACUUAGUGAAAGUGAGAAUGAAAGUUAUACUGAUACACUGAGUGUAAGCGAAGCAAAAAGCGAAGAAAACGAUAGUGACACCUUGAUGGAUCAGAUUGACUCUGAAAGUGCGCCAUCUAAUAACAAAACCAACUCGAAAGGAAAGAUAAACCUAACCAACAUAAUUGAUUAUCACGGCGUUCAGCCUAGCAGCGUCGCUGAGUCCCAGAUAGUUAGACGAGUUAAAUUCCUAACAUUUCAGUACCUGAAAUUGAAAGGUGAACGUUGCUGUGGAUGCGAUUUUAUCUGUGCAACACGAGAAGAAUUGCUUGAACAUGUGCAAAAAACGCAUGCCCAAAAUGUUACCCAGUCCGAAGAAUUUGUGUGUCCGAUUUGCUAUCGGCACUUCUCGAACGAAAAAGAACUGUCAAAGCAUAUUAAUUAUGUAACUAGUAAAGAUUUGUUGAUAUGUUCUAUUUGCAACGAGGCAUUUUGUGGCACUGACGGACUUAACCAUCACCAACAGAAAAGCGAAAAACACAAACAGAACUUACUCAACUCGUGCGGCAAUCCGCAGUCGAAUGAAAACAUGGUAAGAGAAUUGAACAACGAUCAUGUAUUGAAAUUUUUUGAAUUGGAACUGAAAACUAACAGAAGUAAAAAGCAAACUCGCAAAAGAACAAACAAUCGAUCAGGUACAAAGUAUCGCCAUCUAACAAUGCCAGAAACGCAUUUAAUAACCCAGAUUGAUGAAUAUGAUAACUAUCAGGUGAUUACGGUAGCUGGGGAGCGCUGUUGUGGUUGUGUACAAUUUUAUGAAACCUACAGCGAGUUGCUGCAGCAUGGUCGUCAGAUUCAUCUGACAGAAAAUGCAAAUGUUGCCGGUGAAUACCAAUGCAGCAUUUGUUUCGGACGUUUUGAUUGCAUUAGAGGACUGCUAUUGCAUCAAGCGUCGCAAAAGUCGGGUAAAAAACUGUUUCAUUGUAAGAUUUGUGACUUGCUUUUCUCCAAGCAGUUUACCAUCAGCAAGCAUUUGAAAACUGCUCCGAAUCACGGAGGUGAUGUGAUAGUCCAAGUCGAAAACAAUUCGACACCUAUUAAACUACAGCAGGGUAAAAAUACAACCAAGGCUGUGGAUCCGAAUAAACAAAAACUGCAUGUAAAAUUACGCAAUAGGAAGUUUGUUUGCUGUCUACCAAAAUGCGCCAAAGAGUUUCCCAGCGAAACAUUACUGCUUGAACAUUGUGAAAAUGAUCACUCGGGUAAGCGACGAGAAAAUGAAUCCGAAAGGACAAGUGAAACUAACGUCUGUCCUGGAUGCUACAAAGCGUUCGAAAAUACCACCUGUCUAGUAUGGCACCGCUUCACGCGCUUUACUAAGCAAUACCGAUGUCGCUAUUGUGAUCAAACGUUUACGCGCUGGCCAAAAUUCCGAGAACACGAAAACACCGUCCAUUUGGGCAAGCAAACUGAAUUCCCUUGCGAAGCUUGUGGAAAAGUAUUUCGAACAGCGCCCCGUUUGAAAGCACACUCAGAGGUGCACUCCGGCUUGCGAAAGCACGUAUGCACGGAUUGCGGAGCCAGCUUUCGGAACAAAGGAGUGCUUAAGCGCCACAGACGAGCCGUGCAUGCCAGCGAGUUUCCCUUCGACUGCAAGCAUUGUUCGAAAAAGUUUCCCACUCAGGAGCAGCUGAAUGCGCACACUCGUGUGCACACGGGAGCUAAACCGUACACCUGUAGGUUCUGCGAGCGAGGAUUCUCACACUUCACCGACCGAAAACGGCACGAAAUGUCCACCCAUACCGGUGAACGACCCCAUCAAUGCAUCUACUGUCCGGCGGCGUACGUUCGCAAUCGGGAGCUGAUCGUUCACAUGCAGAAACACGAGGAUGUGUUGUAGAAAUAAGCAAUUCGUAAAGCAAACUAUCCAGCUGAAACGACAAUGUUUCUACUACAUUCUAAGAUAGAAAUAUCCAUAUUUAAAAGCCUCCAAAAUUUCAUCGGCUGAUUUUAGUAUCGCAAGUCAUGGAUCAACAGUGCUACCAUGGAAUAGAAAGGCAGGGCCAGUUGCUACGAACCUAUUGACUCUAACAGCCUCUCUCAGCCGAGAUUCGAACAUACGACGACUGGCUUGUUAGACCAGCACUGUACCGUUAGCCGGAGUUAACCGAGCGGACGUUUAAAACCUAAAUUCUAGAUCAAAAAGUUUGCAACAUG
This is a messenger RNA of Sabethes cyaneus, 3198 nucleotides long. Its product is annotated as zinc finger protein 420-like. Lineage: Eukaryota; Metazoa; Arthropoda; Insecta; Diptera; Culicidae. Bases 68 to 2881 code for a protein of 937 amino acids. The record is from RefSeq and is a predicted model, not a curated record. Gene Ontology annotation, molecular function: zinc ion binding. Gene Ontology annotation, cellular component: nucleus. The transcript is spliced from 3 exons.